Dicrocoelium dendriticum is the source of this 1013-nucleotide messenger RNA. The record is from the annotation of a GenBank genome assembly. Lineage: Eukaryota; Metazoa; Platyhelminthes; Trematoda; Plagiorchiida; Dicrocoeliidae.
AUGUACGUACAUUCACAGGUUUCUGCCCAUACGAACGAGACUCAGUCUGCACCAUCGGUUAGCAACCCUGGCUAUUUAUACGGACAACAGGUUAUCGGGGCCAGAAGCAUUUCAUCCAGCAUUCUGUCUACCACUGCCGACAGCAAUGCCGUCACCAUGGUACCUACGUCAACCGUGGAGCUAGAAGGGGGGAAACUUCGUGGCACUUAUCGCACCAGUUAUGGCCAGUGGAACAUUCUUGCUGGUGGUCCUUGCCCAGUGCUCCAACAUAAGGUGUACUUGGCAGAGCCUCUGCUUUUUGGUCAUGACACAUUCGGAGGAUGCAUGUUCAGUCCUCCCGCGUAUAUCCUCGUGGACAGUCCGUAUUCCGACUGGAAUUCAAUCUGUUCGAUCCUACAGAAUUUAUUGUGGAACAUGCUUGUCUCAGGGCAAGUUGAAUCGGGCCCCAGCGCUGGUCGGCCAAUCACUUACUGGGGAUCUCAACCAGACCACUUGGCGGUGUGGCCAAUCUCGCUAACGAACAGGAGCGGAGAUUGGGUACCCAUCCAUGGUAUUUAUGGUGCAACGGCACCCAAGCCCCCUGUAGGAAAACCGGGUUUGUGCUCGGGAUUGUUGGUCGGUCAAGACACAGAAAUUCAGUUUGCUCGCUUUGGUUCUCUGAUUAGUCCUCAAUAUCGAAUAGUUGGUGCCAAGGCCACUCAUAUUUACGGAGACGUGCAUUUCGGACCAUCUAAUCCUCAGGUGGAAAUUACAGUACGCAUUCGAUUCAUUGACGUGUCCCCGCCGGCCAUUCCAAUUGAGAAGGAACCUCCGCUGCUGCUCGUUCGCCUGCCUAGUGACUUUUUCUAUCCAUUUUUUUAGACUGAAAAGUUUGAAUGGAAAUUACACAUCUUCAAUGCCAUAUUAUGGAACUUGUCACUUCAUAGAAACAGUCGCAUUUCUAGAUGUGUAUGUAUCUUGCGUGUUCAAAAGGUUGUCGCACCAUUAAUUGCCGAGAUGGAAGUGUAGUCAGC